[Torrubiella] hemipterigena is the source of this 6125-nucleotide messenger RNA. The record is from the annotation of a GenBank genome assembly. Lineage: Eukaryota; Fungi; Ascomycota; Sordariomycetes; Hypocreales; Clavicipitaceae.
CCCGGCGACAGCGAAUCGGGCCUGUUGACGAAGAAAAUUUUCAAGCUGCUUCAGGAUUCGUCAUGGCUUUCACUCGAUAGCUUUUACCCAUCUGUUAUCUGCGCUGCUAUAGCUUGUCUCUUCUGCCUGAAGUCUGCACACCGAAACAUCCUUCAAUCUCGGCCUCGCCGUCUGCACCUCUAUCUUUCGUCGCUUGCGUGCUUCAAACUGAACUGGUUGGAGGGUUUCCGUCCUGAGUCUCUUUUCAACGCCUUGCCGAUCCUCCUGCCAGCAAAGCGCUAAAAACAGCACCCAUCGUUUUGCUGCUCGCCAGCUACGCUACCAACGGCUAGCGCAGCUCACACAGCGCACAUCUUCACUAGCGAACCCCCCCCCCCGCUCUACGAGCAGCCCCAGCCCAGCCGCAACCUAAAUUGCUGCUCAUCCCCCACGCCUGGUCCUUGCUCGUGGUCACUACAUGCGACGACCAGAAAAGUUAAUUCAAGUCGAAACAGCUUAUCAGAGCGUUUGAUAACUCCUAUAUCUUGUUUUACCCCUUCAGCGCUUUGUAUGUGUGCAUGAGCGCACGCCAGAUUUGAAACCCUGGGGCUUAGGCUGGCGCCGUUCGCACCACCAAGACCUUUUCCCUUUGCCACCGCUUGGCAAUCAACACAGACGACUCGACUGCGCUCAUCUCGGUGCGCCUUUUCUACUCUACAACAAACUAUCGAUUUUCCCCGACGGAUCGGCCAUGUUACUGCUUUUUACCCGCUCCAUACCAUCGAGUUCAGCUGCUAGCCGCUAUGGAAUGACGUCGAUCUCUCGAUAGACGAUAACGCACAUAUACGGCCACGACAUAACAAAAGCCCGGCCAAUCACCAUGGAUGUUGUAAACGGUGAUAGCGGUGGCUCGUCGCAUGGGUCGAGCUCCAAAAGCUGGUUCAGGGCACUACGAAAACGGCCAAGCCGGAAGUUUCGAGACGACCAGUCUUGGAACCAUAGAUCAAGCCCAGCCUCGAACGAUAAUACCUUCCAUGAGCUCCCCGCUCUCAACACCGUCGACUCCCGCGCAUAUUCCGACCAUGGCGACUCCAGCGCUCGACAGCUCUACCAGCUUGUGCAGAAGAUACGAUCCGCUCCCUCCGGACCUAGCAACGUCGACGCCGCUUAUAAAGAAGCCUCAAAGCACUUUGAAAAAGCUGCUGCCUUGUGUGUAGCGGUUCUAUCAGAGGAGCUUAAGCCCAUGGCGCAAAUCACAAGCACUGCGGAUGGCCCUCCGAGAGAUUCGUCAGCAGAUCCUCCCAAGAGUCCUGCCGUUCUGCUUGACAGCCGUAGCUCGUUUAGCGGCCGCAGUCUUGGUGAGGCCAUGUCAGGAAGCGGCGGUACACGCACUCUUCCGUUUGCCAGUGAUACCUGGCUUUCACCGAUUCGAGAUUGGAAGACGUGCCUGGAUUCGCUGUCCGACGCAUUCCGUACUAGCCUUGCUGAAACGUACAAGAGCUACGAAAGAGAUGCCACACCGGAAAUGAUUGAGAGUCUUUUCACGAGCAAAAAGUUUCGCCGCGAAGCUGUCCAUAGAAUGCGCAACGCCAGCGUUACCCGAGUGCUCUCGGCUGAUCCCCAAUUUUUUCCCAGAUAUGAAAUCCGAUUCAGAAAUUACGAGAAACUACGAACCGAACUCGGAAAUGUUCGUCAAAUAUUACAAAAAGGUGAAUCAGGCAUCUCACCGAGCCGUACAAUUGUAGAGUUUCCGAUAUCCCCCCGAGGAGAUGCGGUGCUCGAGUUUGCCAAUUUAAAUCCAGAUGGAACAAGCGAAGACCCUGUCCUUCGAUUCCGAAUCUCUCCCCAUGUUCUGGCAGAAACAUCACCAAUCUUUGCUCGCAUGUUCUCUGGUCAUGGAUACAGUCUGCAUCACCACGACGCUGAGGACAUUACACCACACCUCCCAGCACCACCGACUAAAUUCUACUGCGCUGAUGGCUCGGAAGUCUGGCUCUAUAGGAUGCCUCAGUACGAAUCUAAUCAGUAUCAAGCGAUGGAGAUUAUGAUGCAUGCAGCACAUAUGCAUAAUGCGCAUGUACCGCGAGAUGUCUCGUUCGAGCAAUUUGUUGCUAUUGCAGAAUGCUCAAUAAAGUAUAAGACUACCUCACCGCUUGAGCUUAUAGUUGAGCACCGCUGGUUGCCGCAAUGGAUGCAUAAAGGUGCUGAUGAUAUGCCAGAUGGUUUGCUCAUUAUUAGCUACGCGUUUGGCUCUAGGGGCCUCUUUACUCGCAUGUCCAAGAGUGCUGUCUUGAACUUGAAGGACGAAAACGACUUGAACAGCAAACCAUGGCCCCAAAAGAUUAAAGACAAAGUCUGGGCUGUUAGAAAUGCAAAGGUAGCGCAGCUGUACGAAUGCUGUACGGCCACGCUACAAGAAUAUCUACAGCCCCCAACUUGCGAACCCGUCGUGGAGCCCGAAUUUGAUGCUACAGCGGGUUCGAGGAGUGGGCUUUAUGGGCCGUCGACUACACCAAGGACAACGAUGCCAAUCACUACAACGCCCCGUUGCCCAAAAGGGAGUCAUUGGUGCGAUGCCGCUAAUCUUGGAUGGCUGAUGCUGGUCUUUAACAAUAUGGGAGUCACUUCAUCGAUUUUGCACUCCAAUGCACUGGCUUCAAACCCUCACCCACCGUUUCGAUCAAAGAGUCUUGUUCAGAUAGUUGACAUGCUUCGGUCUAUUCCGUCUCCGACGACACCAGUUCAUCGCGGCGGUGUUUGCGACCCGAUCCCUUCCUUUAGGACAUUGGUUGCUGAUAUUUACAACACUGUAAACGGUCUCACCCUGCGUGAUGUCAGUGGCAAGAGCCACGGCUGGGCCCUAUCAAAGAACUUGACGUCGGAACCCCAAAUCGACGAGGCUACGCGGCUUGACCGUAUGGCGGCUGCUAAUGACAACUACACUGUGGCAACAGAGUUUCCAGAGAAGGUCCUGCUGCAGAUCCUUGGCGAAAUUGCAAGCUUGGGAGACUUGCAUGCAACUGCACGUGUCAAUCGAGCCUUUUACGAGACUUACAAGACUCAUGAACUGCAUCUGAUGAAGAACAUAUUGCGAGUAGGCAGAGUCCGCAGCGGAUCACAAGUUCCCCUGCUGCCGAAAAGUUCAAGCAACGCGGAAGACAAGAGUCUCAGCUCUGAGGUGCAGCAGCUGGCGGACAGAAGCCCAGAGCGCCGAAGAGGUUCCACAGCUGCCCGCAGCGACCAAGACGACAGCGACGACUCUAGCACAGACGAUGAUUCUAGUGACGAUGAGCUUCACAUUGAUACGACUGGUUUGGAUGCUGAUACUCAGCAACCGCCAGAGUACCAGACAGUCAACAGCUCUCCUGUCAGAUCUAUUCCUACGCGCCAGAUAUCCAUACGAUCCUCGUCUACUGCUACCGAAGAGGACGCUUCUGAUGCCGAGGUCUCAAGCCGAGGUCGUGGACAGGUCCGAUUCCAUCCUCUAGAAACUUCACACUAUGUAGAGGAGGAGGAGCCAAUGACUGAAGAAGAGGCCGCUCGUAUACUUUGGCCUGACUCUUACGACCAGCCCACGCUGACGCCAAACACACCAACAUCUGUUCCUGAGGGCCUCCGCGAGAAAUUUCGAGUUAAUGAUCAGUCUUUUUCAGAAGGCUCUGAGAACAAAACUCUACUCACAAGCGAAAGCCGAGAACUCCGCCAGCAAGCGAUGAUGCCAGGAAAGAAACUAGUGUCUGCUGGGCCGAGCAACAGUCGCUCCUAGUGGAGCAGCAGCACAUAUAUCCUCUGUACCUAUAUAUUGGUCUUUACUACCUUGACAUGGUUUAUUAAAUUCAUCGAUGCCACCGCAUAUACCCCCAUUGCUAUAUCUGUUUACGAAGAAGGGCUGUGGACGCUUCCAAGUCUGUCAGACUACUUUUGAGCACCUCACAGUUACUUUAUGAUGAAGGUGCAUAUACUUUGCUUCUUUUAUUUUCAUGUUUUCUAUAUUUUGGCAUAGUCUAGCGAAUAGUUUUCAAAACAGUGCAUCCGAUGUGGAAUAUACAUUCUUUAUUCAAAAUGAACAUUAUGCUGUGCGGCCGUGAUUUUGUGUCGUUUACUUGGAGGCAGAGGGGAACAGACGCUGUCUCAUCUGUCCAAGAAGACUCGAAGCGGGGGCAGGGGUGCUACCGUUACGUGGACCAUCGCCGCUUUCAACAUCCCCACGAGCGUUGCGAGCCUCGUUGAUGGCUCUGAGUUUGGCCGUUCCGAGGCCAGCAAAGCCCUGUUCCUGGUUCUCGCCGAGCCAAGGCUUCUUUGAGUCACCAAGGAAGCUACCAAAGAGCGAGUAGAGGAGAAUACCAAUAAUGAUCAUAACAAAGGCAGCCGGGUAGCGAGUAGUGUCCAUGCUCUUGUGGAACACAUAUACACCAAUGACGGCGAUCCAGAAGUUGGCAGUCAGGAGUGAGAUGUCGAAGAAUGCGGCACUGCCCAUACGCAGCAUCAGCGGAGCCAAGGAAUAGAAGAGGGUCAAGCAGAUAGUGUAGCCUGUUAGCCAGCCACCAACCUGGCUAUUCCAAGUAGCCUCUUGGAACGACUCGCGGUCGAAGAUGGCGGCCUGGACACCGUUGAUGAUCAUUCCGAAGCCGCCAAUAAAGGUCAGCACAUGGUACAUGCUUGCCCUGGAGACGAGGAACUCCUCCAAGACGUUGCUGGUUCCGUAGAGAGUAGCACCGAGCAGGGCAAAGAGAUCGCCGCGGAGCUUGUUUCUGGGGCCAGGGUCGUUGGGGUCGGCGGGUGUCUCGUGGCUGGUGAUGUAGUCGGAUGCGAUGAGCAGGCCCAUGCCGCCGCAGCAAACCAGGAUGCCGAAGAUCUGGACCCAUCGGUAGCGAACCUUGAGGAAGACGAAGGAGAUGAUGACGACGCAAACGAUGGACCAGAAGUUGAUGAGCUGCGUAGAGAGAAGGUCAGUGUCGGCAAAGGCGCGGACGGUGAAGUAGUUGCCCUCGACGUCUAGGAACGACAUAAUCAGGUAUCGCCACCAGUCCUUGCGGAGGGCUCGCCAGAAUCCAGCGAAACCCUCGCGCGUAAUGAAGACGGUGAAGUAGAUGAUGAAGAUCAAAAUGUAGUUGAAGACGGUCUGGAAGGCAGGGACGUUGUUGCCAGCGUCGGCGAGGUACGUGGUGAACGUGGUGGUUGCCGUGAUGCAGAGCGACAGGACUUGGCCGAGGACGACGAGGAUCCAAAAGUUGACGUCCUUGAGGCAGUCGUACCAGUGCGUAGACUUGGCCUCGAGGAUAUGAAUGCCGCGGGAGACUUCGUCCUCAGUCGCCUCUGAGGAGUCGUUGCGGUCCAGGCUGUUUACGUAGACGGGUGUCUUUGCGUCGGCAGCACCAGCAGCAGCAUGCGGCUGUUGGUGCUGGUCGUCAACCACGGGGGUUGCAGAAGCGUCGUGCGUCAUGGUUUCUUGUUCCAAGUCGUCGACUUCUUCGCUGGGAACACGGGCGUAUCCGGAUGGUCGCAAAAAGUUGGUGAUGUGCGCGACAGAGGCGGCGAGGGUCAUGCAACUAUCUUUGGCCCAUGUUAGUGGCAUUCUGGGCGCAGGAAGCAUGAGAAAGAAGAAGAAGAAAAACUUACAAUGCAAGGCUUGGGCAGAAAAGCACAGAAGACACUGUCUCAGCCGUGGGAUCGCGCUAAUGCAAGAAGAGGGAGCUGUCGCCACAACUUGGGACGGCAGGUUUGAUUGAUGGGGGUUGGGUUGUGUUUACACAGUAACUGGCAAGUCUUUCUUCGUCUCCGAAUUAGAUAGCAGCAAGCGCAAAGACUUUCAAGUCGCUUGCUGGGGUUCCUAUGGGAAGCCGGGGCACAUGCGGCGAUGCGCAGGUGCAGUGGUGGUGAGGGGGUUGGCGGCGCUGGCGAGAGAGGCGUGCAUGAAUGGGGUUUUGUUUUGGACGCAGAAGAGAGAAAAGAAAAAGAAAAAGAAGCAGCGGAUGGCGGCGUCUCUUUGAAUUUCUCAAUGCAAAGCUGGUGUUGUUGCGAGAAUUAGAAAAAAUAUGCUUGCAGCGAGUCGUUGGUUGUUGGUUAGCGCCUUCACAAAGGGAAAAAAAAAAUGAAAUGGGGUGCUGGCAGCUUUGGGACGGCGGGGCCGAAGACAGACGCAGGGG